AUGGCAGACACCAAUGCCAUCGCGCCGGCCGUCGCGCCGCCCGCGCCGCUCGAGUGGCCCGAGAACAUGACCCAGCUCCAGGGCGUCACCAUCGCUGUGCUGCCCGUCGCCGCGCUCGUGCUGUGCUACGUCAUGCUGCGCCUCGUGUGGCGCGUGCCGACACCGCUUCCGCUGCGGACCACCGGCGCAUCAGUCCCUGGCUACGGCGCCACGGACGGCAGCGCGCCGCAGCCCAUCACGGCGAUCAAGACGUCGCUGGUCGAAGAGGGCGAAGUCGCGGGCGACUACAAGGCGCACUGGUACUCGACGUUUGACUUUGCGUUCCUCGUGGGCAUGGGCGUCUACGGCGUCGCGAUGCUCGUGCUCACGGUCGUGUACGAGCGCGCGUGGCUCACGGAGCCGCGGUUCUGGCUCAUGCAGCUGCCCAAGCUCGUGGUGAUGAUGGCCGUGUCGCUCGUGGGCGGCCUCAUCUGCCGCUGCUUCUGCGACGUCGACGACAAGGGCUACAUCAUGACGAACAAAUCGUCCACGUUCAAGGUCAACUACACGCGCAAACUGCAGCACUUUGCCGCCUACAUGCCCAUUCGCGAGCACUCGAAGCUGUUUAUGCUGCAGUUCAACUCGCUCGACCGGCCGGAAGACCGUCCGCACACGCUCAAGUGGAUCAUUGUCGGCAACAUUGCGCCCGGCAUGUUUAUCCUCAUGUUCUUCAAGUGGCUCUUUGCUGCCCACGGCGCGCUGACGUUCAUCCUCGUGUUCAUCACGGGCAUUGGCGACGGCCUGGCCGAGCCCGUGGGCAUCACGUGGGGCCGCCACAAGUACAAGACCCGCAGCUGCUUCUCCCCCAACAAGUACACGCGGAGCUGGGAAGGCAGCGCCUGCGUGUUUGUCUCGGGGCUCGUGUUCCCCGCGCUGCAGUACGCGGCGUUUGACAACUUUUGGCAGGUGCUGCUGUCGAUGCUGAUUCUCGCGCCGACGAUGGCGUACGCCGAGGCCACGGCCCCGCACACGAUGGACACGCCCGUGCUGAUGAUCGGGUGCGGCGCCAUUUUAUACGCGAUCGUCCAUCUCGUCUAG
Molecule: messenger RNA, 1077 nt
Organism: Hyaloperonospora brassicae
Lineage: Eukaryota; Oomycota; Peronosporomycetes; Peronosporales; Peronosporaceae
Source: the annotation of a GenBank genome assembly